Molecule: messenger RNA, 1582 nt
Organism: Mangifera indica (mango)
Lineage: Eukaryota; Viridiplantae; Streptophyta; Magnoliopsida; Sapindales; Anacardiaceae
Product: UDP-glycosyltransferase 82A1
Exons: 2
Coding region: 89-1573 (494 amino acids)
Molecular function (GO): UDP-glycosyltransferase activity
Source: RefSeq, a predicted model, not a curated record
UAUAAAUUAAGCCCUUUCUGCUUAGAGCCUUUACACCACAGCACAGAGAUGCAGAAGUUCUAACAAACUGAAGCUCUAAGUGUUGUGCAUGUUCAAGAGAAUACUAACCAACAAGUUGGUGAACAUGAAGUUGUGCAAAGAGAAGAAAAAUCUAAAAGUUAUAUUGGUUCCAUAUCCUGCACAAGGGCAUGUGACUCCCAUGUUGAAGCUAGCCUCAGUCUUUAUCAAUGGCGGAUUAAUAACGGAGGCAGUGCUGGUUACACCUGAAUUCAUUCACAACCGAAUCAUUUCAAGCGUCGACCAUGAGUCCAAGAAUAAGAUUAGAUGCAUGUCGAUACCAGAUGGGUUGGAGAAGGAUGCUCCAAGAGACUUUUUUGCCAUAGAAAAUGCUAUGGAAAACUUCAUGCCUGCUCACUUGGAGAAGCUUAUUGGUAACAUUGUUGAUGAAGAUGAUGAUGGGAGAGUGGUGUGUGUAGUGGUUGAUUUGGUUGCAUCGUGGGCUAUUCAAGUCGCUGAACGGUGUGGCCUCCCUGUGGCCGGGUUUUGGCCUGCCAUGCUUGCCACUUACCGCUUGAUUGCUGCUAUUCCAGACAUGGUCCAAGCCGGCUACAUUUCUAACGAUACAGGUUGCCCCCAACAAUUAGAAAAAGCACACUCGCUUCCUAAUCAGCCAAUGUUAUCAACUGAAGAUCUUCCCUGGCUAAUUGGAACUCCUUCGGCAAGAAAAUCAAGAUUCAAUUUUUGGACCAGAACAUUAGAAAGAUCAAGGAAACUAAGAUGGCUUUUAGUUAACUCUUUCCCAGAAGAAUUCAUAGACAUAAAGCAACAAUAUCACUUAGAUAGAAGUCAUCAUCAACCUUUAGUUUAUUUAAUUGGACCUCAAAGUCAUCAGCAAGCAAUGACCAAAAACCCUACCUUCUGGGAGGAAGACAUGAGCUGCAUAGAAUGGCUGGACAAACAAAAGCCAAAAUCAGUCGUUUACAUCUCGUUCGGCAGCUGGGUCAGCCCCAUCGGCGACGCCAAAAUAAAGAGCCUGGCGAUGGCGCUCGAAACCUUGGGAUUGAAUUUCAUCUGGGUGCUAGGGUUAGCAUGGCGGGAGGGAUUGCCGAAAGGGUUUUUAGAGAGAGUGACAAAGUCUUCAAAAGGGAAAGUGGUUUCAUGGGCACCGCAAAUGAAGGUGCUGCGGCACGAAGCUGUGGGGUGUUUUUUCACGCACUGUGGGUGGAACUCGACGAUGGAAGCCAUUGAAUGCCGGAAGAAGCUGCUGUGCUGGCCGGUGGCAGGGGAUCAAUUUGUGAACUGCGCUUAUAUUGUGAAAAUAUGGAAGAUUGGAGUGAGGAUCAAUGGCUUUGGACAGAAGGAUGUUGAAGAAGGGUUGAAAAGAGUGAUGAUAGAGGAGAAGGGUGAGCUGAAUAUUAGGUUAAUGAAGCUGCAUAAGAGAACCAUGGAAGAAGAUGCAAGGUCAAGAAUAAUGGAGAAUCUCACAGCCUUUGUUGAUGAUCUUAAUAAUAAAGUUGCAACUUCAGAACAAAAUCAAACCAAGAGGGUUAAGGAUGUUCAAUACUUGAGUUAAUCUCCCAUG